AAUUUGGGCAUUAACCCAGCAAACAUUGGAUUCAGUACCUUAACAAUGGAAUCUGACAAGUUCAUCUGCAUCAGGGAGAAGGUGGGAGAGCAGGCACAAGUAGUGAUAAUUGACAUGAGCGAUCCAACGACACCAAUCAGACGUCCAAUUUCUGCCGAAAGUGCCAUCAUGAAUCCAGCCUCUAAAGUAAUUGCGCUAAAAGCUGGGAAAACACUUCAGAUCUUUAACAUUGAGAUGAAAAGUAAAAUGAAAGCCCACACGAUGGCAGAGGAAGUGAUCUUCUGGAAAUGGAUAUCUGUGAAUACAGUUGCCUUGGUGACAGAGACAGCAGUCUACCACUGGAGCAUGGAGGGAGAAUCGCAACCCCAAAAGAUGUUUGACAGACAUGCUAGUCUUGCAGGCUGCCAAAUUAUCAAUUACAGAACAGAUGAACACCAAAAAUGGCUGCUGCUGAUAGGAAUUUCAGCACAGCAAAAUCGUGUGGUUGGUGCAAUGCAGCUGUACUCAGUUGAUAGAAAAGUCUCCCAACCUAUAGAGGGCCAUGCAGCAGCCUUUGCAGAAUUCAAAAUAGAGGGAAAUACCAAACCUUCUACACUGUUCUGUUUUGCCGUGAGGAGUCCUGCGGGGGGCAAGCUACACAUCAUUGAAGUAGGUCAGCCAGCUACUGGAAAUCAGCCAUUUGUUAAGAAAGCUGUUGAUGUGUUUUUCCCACCUGAGGCACAGACAGACUUUCCUGUGGCAAUGCAGAUUGGAGUUAAGCAUGGUGUUAUCUACCUGAUCACAAAGUAUGGAUAUAUUCACAUGUAUGACUUGGAGUCUGGAGUGUGCAUCUACAUGAACCGUAUUAGUGCUGAUACUAUCUUUGUCACAGCUCCUCAUGAACCUACCUCAGGCAUUAUUGGUGUGAAUAAAAAAGGACAGGUGCUUUCUGUAUGUGUUGAGGAAGACAACAUAGUGAACUAUGCUACAAAUGUCCUCCAGAAUCCUGACUUGGGACUGCGUAUGGCUAUACGUAGUAAUCUAGCUGGGGCAGAGGAAUUAUUUGCCAGAAAGUUCAACACAUUGUUUGCUCAAGGAAGCUACGCAGAUGCUGCUAAAGUAGCUGCAUCUGCACCAAAGGGAAUUCUACGUACAAGUGAUACAAUCAGGAAGUUCCAGAGUGUACCAGCUCAGCCUGGGCAGGCCUCUCCCCUGCUCCAGUACUUUGGAAUAUUGCUUGAUCAGGGACAGCUGAACAAGUUUGAGUCUCUGGAGCUCUGUCGCCCUGUCCUACAGCAGGGCCGCAAGCAGCUUCUGGAGAAGUGGCUGAAGGAAGACAAGCUGGAGUGCUCAGAGGAGCUGGGAGACUUGGUGAAGACAGCUGACCCAACCCUUGCACUCAGUGUCUAUCUUCGUGCUAAUGUGCCAAACAAAGUGAUUCAGUGCUUUGCUGAAACUGGUCAAUUCCAGAAAAUAGUGCUGUAUGCUAAAAAGGUCGGCUAUACCCCGGACUGGAUCUUCUUACUGAGAAGUGUAAUGAGAGUUAGUCCAGAGCAAGGCCUGCAGUUCUCUCAGAUGCUGGUACAGGAUGAGGAGCCACUGGCUAACAUUAACCAGAUUGUGGAUGUAUUCAUGGAGAACAGUCUUAUUCAGCAGUGCACGUCCUUUCUAUUGGAUGCCCUGAAAAAUAAUCGCCCCGCAGAAGGCCACCUUCAGACUCGUCUCCUGGAAAUGAAUUUGAUUCAUGCCCCGCAGGUUGCAGAUGCCAUUCUUGGAAACCAAAUGUUUACACACUACGAUCGUGCUCAUAUUGCCCAGUUGUGUGAAAAGGCAGGCUUGCUCCAGCGAGCUUUGGAACACUACACGGAUCUCUAUGAUAUUAAACGUGCUGUUGUUCAUACUCACCUCUUGAAUCCUGAGUGGCUUGUGAACUUCUUUGGCUCUCUCUCGGUUGAAGACUCUGUGGAGUGUUUACGUGCCAUGUUGUCAGCCAACAUUAGGCAAAACCUACAGCUCUGUGUGCAGGUUGCUUCUAAAUACCAUGAGCAGCUUGGUACCCAGUCUCUUGUGGAGCUUUUUGAAUCUUUCAAAAGCUAUGAAGGACUGUUCUAUUUCUUGGGUUCCAUUGUUAACUUCAGCCAGGAUCCAGAUGUUCACUUCAAGUAUAUCCAGGCAGCUUGCAAGACUGGUCAGAUAAAGGAAGUGGAAAGAAUCUGCCGUGAAAGUAACUGCUAUAACCCAGAACGGGUCAAGAACUUUCUGAAGGAGGCAAAGCUCACAGACCAGCUUCCUCUGAUCAUUGUCUGUGAUCGAUUUGAUUUUGUUCAUGACCUGGUGCUCUACUUAUAUCGCAAUAACCUGCAGAAGUAUAUAGAGAUCUAUGUACAGAAGGUGAAUCCUAGCCGUAUACCAGCAGUGGUUGGAGGGCUUCUUGAUGUGGAUUGUUCUGAAGAUGUCAUUAAGAACUUGAUCAUGGUGGUUAGAGGCCAGUUCUCAACAGAUGAGCUGGUGGCUGAAGUGGAAAAAAGAAAUCGGCUCAAGUUGCUGUUGCCAUGGCUUGAAUCAAGGAUUCAUGAAGGCUGUGAAGAACCUGCGACUCAUAAUGCCUUGGACAGCCGUGUAGUUGGCAAAUACUGUGAAAAGAGGGACCCUCAUCUGGCCUGCGUUGCUUAUGAGAGGGGUCAAUGUGAUCUGGAACUCAUAAAGGUCUGCAAUGAGAACUCACUGUUUAAGAGUGAGGCUCGCUAUCUGGUGCGCAGGAAGGACCCUGAGCUCUGGGCAAAUGUUCUGGAGGAAAACAACCCAUUCAGGCGGCAGCUUAUUGACCAGGUUGUCCAAACAGCUUUAUCAGAGACCCAGGAUCCAGAGGAGGUUUCUGUAACUGUGAAAGCUUUCAUGACUGCUGACCUGCCUAAUGAAUUGAUUGAGUUACUGGAAAAAAUUGUCUUGGACAAUUCUGUAUUCAGUGAACACAGGAAUCUCCAGAAUCUGCUGAUCCUGACUGCCAUUAAGGCUGACCGCACUCGUGUGAUGGAAUACAUCAAUCGGCUGGAUAACUAUGACGCCCCAGAUAUUGCAAACAUUGCCAUCAGUAAUGAGCUGUAUGAAGAAGCCUUUGCUAUAUUCAGAAAAUUUGAUGUUAAUACUUCAGCAAUUCAGGUGCUGAUUGAGCACAUUGGCAACUUAGACCGUGCUUAUGAAUUUGCAGAGAGAUGUAAUGAACCAGCAGUAUGGAGCCAGCUAGCCAGAGCACAGCUUCAAAAGGACCUGGUGAAAGAAGCCAUUGACUCCUAUAUAAAGGCAGAUGAUCCAUCUGCCUACAUGGAAGUUGUUCAAGCAGCUAAUAGAAAUGAUAACUGGGAGGACCUAGUCAAGUUCUUACAGAUGGCCAGGAAGAAGGCUAGAGAGUCUUAUGUAGAGACGGAACUUAUUUUUGCUUUGGCAAAAACUAAUCGUCUGUCAGAACUGGAGGAGUUUAUUAGUGGCCCUAAUAAUGCCCAUAUACAACAGGUCGGUGAUCGCUGUUAUGAGGAGGGGAUGUAUGAAGCGGCAAAACUACUUUACAACAAUGUAUCUAACUUUGCUCGUCUGGCAUCUACCUUGGUGCACCUUGGAGAGUAUCAAGCAGCAGUGGACAGUGGCCGCAAAGCCAACAGCACAAGGACUUGGAAGGAGGUAUGCUUCGCCUGUGUGGAUGGAAAAGAAUUCCGCUUGGCACAGAUCUGUGGCUUACACAUAGUCAUCCAUGCUGAUGAACUUGAAGAGCUGAUCAGUUACUAUCAGGAUCGUGGCUACUUUGAAGAACUGAUUGCCCUUUUGGAAGCUGCUUUGGGCCUAGAGCGUGCUCACAUGGGAAUGUUUACUGAACUUGCAAUCUUAUACUCCAAAUUCAAACCUCAGAAAAUGAGGGAACAUCUGGAGCUCUUCUGGUCUAGAGUUAAUAUUCCAAAGGUGCUCAGAGCUGCAGAACAGGCUCAUCUGUGGGCAGAACUUGUAUUCCUCUAUGACAAGUAUGAGGAGUAUGACAACGCAAUAAUUACUAUGAUGAAUCAUCCCACUGAUGCCUGGAAAGAAGGGCAGUUUAAAGAUAUAAUCGCCAAGGUGGCCAAUGUGGAACUGUACUAUAAAGCCUUGCAGUUCUACUUAGACUACAAACCUCUGCUGAUCAAUGAUCUCCUGCUUGUAUUAUCUCCGCGACUGGAUCACACCAGGACUGUCAAUUUUUUCUCAAAGGUUAAUCAGCUACUUUUGGUAAAGCCUUAUCUGCGCUCAGUCCAGAACCACAACAACAAAGGAGUUAACGAAGCUCUGAACAACCUCUUAACAGAGGAGGAAGAUUACCAGGGCUUGAGAGCUUCCAUUGAUGCCUACGACAACUUUGAUAACAUAACAUUGGCUCAGCGUCUGGAAAAGCAUGAACUAAUUGAAUUUAGGCGUAUUGCAGCAUACUUGUAUAAGGGUAACAAUCGCUGGAAACAGAGUGUGGAGCUGUGCAAGAAAGACCGUCUCUAUAAGGAUGCUAUGCAGUAUGCUGCAGAGUCCAAAGAUGCAGAACUAGCUGAGAAGCUGCUUCAGUGGUUCCUGGAAGAAGGCAAGCAGGAGUGCUUUGCAGCCUGCCUUUUCACAUGUUAUGACUUGCUGCACCCAGAUGUAGUCCUUGAGUUGGCAUGGAGGCAUAACAUCAUGGACUUUGCAAUGCCUUAUUUCAUCCAAGUGAUGAGAGAGUACCUUACCAAAGUGGAUAAACUUGAUGCUUCUGAAAGCCUAAGAAAAGAAGAGGAACAAGUAACUGAACCCACUCCAAUAGUAUUUGGCCAGCAGUUGAUGUUAACAGCAGGCCCCAGUGCAGUACCUCCCCAGGCAAACUUCCCAUAUGGAUACACAGCGCCAGGAUUCACCCAGCCACCUGUUUAUGGUUUCAAUAUGUAACUAGUUCUGACAGACCUUCACUGUCUCUGUUCUCUUCCUUCCCGUCCCUUUUUAACUUCUCCAAGAAGUGUACAAUGGUCCUAAAGGCACAGAUGACCUUCAGUUGGCUGAACACACUUGCUGCCUGGCUCAGUGAGGAGACUUCAACAGGAUGCCUGCUACUGUUAUUUAUUGAUUAUUGUCCGGUUACAUUUCAGCCUCUGAAAGGCAGCUUUUGUUGAUGACAUUGUGAGACUCUUGUCUGAAGUUAAGGCACUAUUUCACUAACUCAUAUAGCAAUAACUGCUUGAAGCCAGGGGGAAGAGAGCAUAUUUUUCUUUCUUUUGCAAAGCCCAUUGAAGGCAGCUGGGAAAUUGCCUGGCACCAAGUUGUUAAAGCUUUAGCUGAAGCUACUGAAGUAGCAGGGUUGUUAACAAUUCAGUGAAGCAUCUCGUUAAUAAUGAAUUGUUGAAAGCUUGUGUACAUCUGACUACCCCAUUUUAUUUGCAGUCUUAUGUGCAAAAGAAAAUGGGCUUUCUAAUUGUGCUCUGAAUGUUUAGAGGAAUAUUGGGAAAGCUUCCAUUUUCCUGGACAAUAAUGCUGUUGGGGUUUGCUGUUGGAGUCUGUUCUAUAUUUUCUGGAGUAGAUAUGAGACUUGAAGAAAAUAAAUCUUCUCAUGCCAGAGA
This is a messenger RNA of Opisthocomus hoazin, 5573 nucleotides long. NCBI's taxonomy places the organism in Eukaryota, Metazoa, Chordata, Aves, Opisthocomiformes, Opisthocomidae. The record is from RefSeq and is a predicted model, not a curated record.